This is a messenger RNA of Hemiscyllium ocellatum (epaulette shark), 8662 nucleotides long. It is a transcript of the gene dcaf7, whose product is annotated as ddb1 and cul4 associated factor 7. Lineage: Eukaryota; Metazoa; Chordata; Chondrichthyes; Orectolobiformes; Hemiscylliidae. The coding region runs from base 145 to 1173 and encodes 342 amino acids. Gene Ontology annotation, molecular function: protein binding. The record is from RefSeq and is a predicted model, not a curated record. The transcript is spliced from 6 exons. Gene Ontology annotation, cellular component: nucleus.
UGUGAGCGGUUUAUUGUUGUUGGUGGGGGACCAGGGCCCGGCGCAGCGCGUUGGCGGCGGGGACAGGGUCUGUGAGCAGGCGAGGCGAGGCCGGGCCGCGCUGGGCUGGGCUCCGAGGGCACGGCCUGACACCGCCAUCCCAAGAUGAGCAUGCACGGCAAGAGGAAGGAGAUUUAUAAGUACGAGGCGCCGUGGACGGUGUACGCCAUGAACUGGAGCGUGCGGCCCGACAAGCGGUUCCGCCUGGCGCUCGGCUCCUUCGUCGAGGAGUACAACAACAAGGUGCAGAUCGUGGGCCUGGACGAGGAGAGCUCCGAGUUCAUCGCCCGCAACACCUUCGACCACCCGUACCCCACCACCAAGAUCAUGUGGAUCCCCGACACCAAGGGCGUCUACCCCGACCUGCUGGCCACCUCCGGGGACUAUUUACGGGUCUGGAGGGUGAGCGAUACAGAAACCAGGCUAGAAUGCUUACUAAAUAAUAACAAGAACUCUGACUUCUGUGCACCUCUGACCUCAUUUGACUGGAAUGAAGUGGACCCAAAUCUCUUGGGUACUUCCAGUAUAGACACCACAUGUACAAUCUGGGGUCUGGAGACAGGACAGGUACUUGGCCGAGUCAAUUUGGUCUCUGGACAUGUGAAAACGCAACUUAUUGCUCAUGAUAAAGAGGUUUAUGACAUUGCAUUCAGCAGGGCAGGAGGUGGUAGAGAUAUGUUUGCCUCUGUGGGUGCAGAUGGUUCCGUGCGCAUGUUUGACCUUCGGCACUUGGAGCACAGCACUAUCAUCUAUGAAGAUCCCCAGCACCAUCCAUUGCUUCGCUUGUGCUGGAAUAAGCAAGAUCCCAAUUAUCUGGCCACCAUGGCAAUGGAUGGAAUGGAGGUGGUAAUUCUCGAUGUUCGUGUACCCUGCACUCCUGUGGCCCGGCUGAACAAUCACCGAGCAUGUGUGAAUGGCAUUGCUUGGGCUCCGCAUUCUUCAUGUCACAUCUGCACUGCAGCGGAUGAUCAUCAGGCACUUAUUUGGGAUAUCCAGCAAAUGCCACGUGCCAUUGAGGACCCCAUUUUGGCCUACACAGCAGAAGGAGAAAUCAACAAUGUCCAAUGGGCAUCAACUCAGCCUGACUGGAUAGCUAUUUGCUAUAAUAACUGUCUUGAGAUCUUACGGGUGUAGUCCUGUUGACCCACACGAGUCAAGGGAGGGAGAUGGGGGCUAUUGUGUGUAUGUGCAGUGUGAAUGAGUUAAAGUUAAGGAUGUUUGUACAGAUUCUCAGUGUUGUGUUAUUGUAUACAGAGUGCAAUUGGCCCACUACGGGUCCAAAAUAACUUUUUUUGGGAUUCCUGAUUCAUUUCUCCCCCUCUUCCCCCUGUCAAAAUAAACACACCACUCCCUUUUAAAAUACUGCUGAAAUUCUAAGUAAACCCCUUUUCUCAAAGACCAUCUUGUAGCAAUCUUUUUAAGAUAUCAUUGUAAGUAAUACAACUUACAAUUGAGCUAAUAGCAACUGGGAUCAUUUCAGUUUCAGAAUAUUUGUUUUCUGAUCCAUUGCAUUAGGCAUUUACUGGACUCCAGUGUGGUGCACCGUGCCUCUGCAACUUUGAGCGACCCUUUGUGCUAGGAAUUAAGAAUUUGUUCUUUCAGAAAUGAAUAUUGAGAGAUACUUUGGCUUCCUAAAAGUAUCCCAAAAAUUUGUGACGAGAAUGCUGAGUGAUGUAGUCAGCAAUCAGUGCUUUUUGAGUGUGCAGUUCAGUUGACAGUUUGUAACCUUCUGCCCUCAUAAGCAUUCUGAAUACGUCUGACCAGUAUUAACAUCAGAACACUACUGACUGUACUUAUGGGAGCAAUAUGUGAAACCUGCAGAAUACUUUUUUUUUCGUACAAUUAAUGUGUUUUUUCCAGGUCAGACCGCCAGUUCAGCUCUUCCUCUUGGUAAUGUAAAUGAGAUGCUACUGCUGACUCCAGAAAAGAUGGGAGCCUCACUGGUAGAAUGUGCUUGCAGUUUAGGUGUUGUGCAAUGGUUGUUGCUGGCACUGCCUGCUGUUGAGAACUGCUAUUUUACUUCAACUGCAAACUGGCAAAUGUUCUCAACCAGCCUAUCCAACUCCAAAGUCCGUUAUAGUUCCCAUAUUGCUGAAGUGUUCCCCACAUCCAGCCACUCAAUCCUUUCUUGAGCAUAUUUGUAAAAUCACAGAUUGACUUUGGACAGACUGUCUGCAGUUGUCAUGGACCUCUUGAGGCUAUCAGUUUCUAAUUUUUACCUUAAUAUAAAUGUUGAGUUUGGAGUAUGUAUUUUCAGUAAAAUUGGAUUAUCGAGUGUUGUUUCUUACUGUUUUUACAAUACAAGAAUUGUGCUGAAGUGGAGUUCAUGACUUGAGAGCCAUGCUUUUCCCCACUGUUUGAACACUAUUUGCAAGCUGGGUCUGAGGGGAUCGUACAAUUCGUUUGGUCUUGACUGCGUUUUUAUCACCUGAGGCAGCCAAUUAAAUAUUGGCCAAAACCAUGCCAAUGUUACAAGCUGUUAUCUUCGGGUAAUUGAAACUCAGUUGUGCUUUACAGCGUUCUCUUUGUCAUUCACUAUAUAUGCCCGUUCUGCUACUGCCCACCCACACCCCAUCUAGGCAACGGUGUUUAACAAAGUGAGUAAUGUUAUUUAAGGGAAUGGAUGGGAAAGCAUGCUGUGAUAAGUUUGAUAAGUGAAUAGCAAUAAAAAUAACCAUUCUACAUAAUGCAGCUCCAAUUUUGCACCAGUGUCUGUCUUGGGCUAUGAGUGUGUGUAUUCUGUUGUCCAAUCCCUUGGCUCUCUAUUCCAGGUAGCUUGAUCUGUGUUGAAAAAUCGUACAAAUCCAGCCUGCUUUGUCAUUUUUUUGGUUGGGGGAGAGGGUGAUGCAUAAUGUCUUUCCUUUAUGAUAAAUAUGGGUUCGGUGAUCUGAUUUGAGAGUGGAGCUGUACAGGUAGGGAUGUUUUGUGUGUGUUGUGACAUUUAUAGUAUCACUAGAAUUCUUUGAAACUGCUUUAGUACUUGCUGGCAGUAUCACCAAUCAAGUUUGGGAAGAAUGCCUAAUAUUUAGGUAUUUCUCAGCAAGUGCAGUUUAAAAAAAAGUUAUUUCUUAUUGUGGAAAUUGAGUGAAGCCCACUCCCUAUAGAUUUUCUCUUCCCUUUCAUGGAAAUGCAUCCAUAUUCAGUCAACCACUUCUCUCAGAUUAUAGACAGUAACACUGCUGGGGAGAUGCUAAAUCAUGCAGAACCUGUGAAUGCUCCCACAGCCUAUCACCUUACAUAUUGAACUAUGACUGACUUGAUGCAGGAAAAUAAUUGGGGCAGUAGGAUAUUUAGAGGACAUCAUGCAAUCAGUGGGAAGAAUGGAUACACAUUGUGAGAUGAGAAAUAAAUCAUCAGCUUCUCAUCCAGAGCACUUGAAGCAGGUUUGAAGCUAGCUGUAAUUAAGAUUGGGUUCUCGGAUUUGGUACACAAUGUUGGUUUCCUGUGACCUAGCCACGCAAUGAGUUAUGGAGUUUGCUGUAGUUGGAAUAUUGGAGUUAAAUUUAUAACCAUUAAUUCAGUAAUUUUGAACUGUUACUAGUUACCAGUGGUUAUAAGUGUCACUAUAGCAGCAGUACUGGUUGGUACAGGUCUGUCACUAGAGGGUCUGUCACUGUAUACAGGGUAAAGUGCCAGUGGAUUUGUGCCCUCACUGGGGAGGGGAGCAAGCUGCAUCUAAAAUAGUAAUAUCGCAAAUUUGAUUUGCACAUUGGAGUGCAGUAAAAAGGUUAUUUAUAUGUAAUAUUAGUACAUGUAAGUAGCAUGGAGUAAUUUAUAAAUUCCUCUCACUGGUGAUACUUGAGACUUAGUGGAUAAGUUUCUGGUAAACUAAGGAGUGGCUGUGGUGUCUUUAUUUCCAGUUCUUUGGCUGUCAAAUGUUUAAUGUCAGUGUCAUCUCAAUCCUGACUGACUAGGAGCACCCACAGUCACAACUCCUCUCCUGACCACUAUUAUUCGAGUGCUUCCAUCAUCUGGUAACUUUUGUUUUUUUUAAAUCUAUAACUAACUACCUGAUUCCUUUCUAUACCACAACAAUUAUUUGUAGGUAGUGGUGGUCAGGGCGGGCCGUGUUGAGAAAUUGAGUCAACCAAGGGUGAGGAGUAAAGCUUCUGGGUGUUUGCAGGUCAGAUUCUAUUCGUUCCAAACUGAAGGAGGGUCAGGAUUUUAGUUUAAUUGGUGCAGUAGAAUUCUCACAUUUUAUUCAAUUGACCAAACUGAAUGAUCUGUAGCUACCUAAUGAUAAAUGGGUGGUAAUGCAAAUCCAUUCCUGUGUUAAACAUACAUUGGUUCACAUUGAAACCAAGACUCCUCACUAUGUUGUAGAAUAGAUGAAAUGAUGACAUAAAGCCCCAGCACAUACUGAAAUAACCUCAGGCAGUUUGGCAUAGUAUUGAAGUAAUACUGUGCUCAUUCUUGGCUAGUUGACAUGUUCCCCAUCCUCUUCAGUUUUGAACUGGCUUCUCCAUUUUUGAAUAUGGGAUGAUUGUUCACCUAUGUGAAAACCUGAGGAAAGUAAUGUACAUUUAAAUGGUUUUAUUUGUGUGAGAUUCUGUUUGAUUAAUAUAACCUUUGAAAUUUGCUGACUUUUAGUUUAAAGAAAAGGUGCCUAGUUUUCUUGGUGGGCUCCCAUACUCCUUGAUGACUGUCAUCCUUUGCUUGAGCUGUUGUACAUGUUUAUAGUACCACAUCCUCAGUAAUGAGUCUUUUCACUGUAAGUAUAAUAUCUCUUUACCUGUCUGAUUCUGCUGGACAAAAACAAAAACAGUAUUGUUACGCUAGUCUCUUUUCUACAGCAUAUGCUGUAAACACCUAAGUUAUACCUUCUGUUUGUGGUUGAAGAAAAAGCUGACAACAUUAAAAUGUGUUUUUUUAAGAUCAUGAUUUAAAAAGAAACAAGAUUCUCUUGUAAUAAAAUUAUCAUGGCGUAACCGGAUGAGAAUUCUGUUGUGUGCCCGAUUUACUGAUCUCCAUUAAAUACACAGCGAUUGCCUUCGAGUCCUCGUAUGAUGGAGAAUUUCCAUGUGUGAUUAUGGUUGACUCUGGGUUCACAUUAGGAAUUGGAAGUUAGUUCAGCAGGACUGGCAGCAUCUGUGAGGAGAAAUCAGAGUUAUCAUUUCUGGUCUGACAACCCUUCCUCAGAAACAUUCACUGAUUUCUCUUUGCAGAUGCUGCCAGUCCUGCUGAGUUUUUCCAACAACUUUUGUUUUCAUUUCUGAUUUACAACAUCAGCAGUUCUUUCGGUUUUCAUUUGAAACAGUUGUUAUUCUCUAAAUUGGACUGUAUGUUAUCAUUUACUCAGUUUAUAACUAGCACAUUCGUUCACCUAAUACUGCCUUUUGGUGCCACUUCUCGUAGUCUAUGCCCAAUUAGUGCACAUGCGGACAGCAUUUUUGUUAACAGUUUAUGUUUCACUAUGUCUCUAGUACUGAAGUUCUUUUUGAAUGCUCUUGGAUAACAUUAGCUCAGAUAUGGAUGGUUUGCUUCACUACAGUUGAUAUCAACAUAGGGACAUCAUAAUGACUUGAACAGCGCAAAACACUCUGAUAUAGGUAUAGAUUCUAAUAGUUGUAACUUUGUUUUGAGAGACAUAUGACAUGGGUUAAAAUGUAAAUGGUUACUCCCAUUGAUAGCAAAGGGAAUGAAGAUGGUAGAUUGUGUACUUCUGUUAAUAUAGCUGUUCUUCAGUAUUUUAAAUACAGUUGUGACGAUAUGUUAUAGAAGGCGGCAGUUCUGUAGCUGGUCUAGAAUGAGAUGUGGGCUCAUAGUAAUUGUAUCAAAACUACUUAAUUCUCUCCCUAACCCACACUUCCAAGUUCUCCUUAGCAAUUCCCCCUCCCCAAAAGAGUAGGAGGUAACCUCUGCCAGAGUUUGUCAUCAGUUGCCCUCAGCCAGUUUAUCAGUGCCUGUGGCACAUGGGCUUCUUAUGGAGUUCGUUUCUACACACACAGCUGGGAGUUUUCACCGAUUUAUUCAACAAAUACAAGGUUAGUUUGCAAUUGUGUUUCUUUCUGCAUGGCUUAACUCAUUUUAAUUUUUAAGUGACAUUCAAGGAAGUUCAUAAAAAGAACAGUUACUGUAAACUCUGAACAGAUGGGCUCUAACAGCAUCAGUGAACCCUUGUAUUUUAUAACUGACUGCUGUCAGAUUGAGGUUUUAAUUUCUGGAGUUUGUUUACUCUAUAACUACUCCAUAUAUUACUGGUUCGUCGCUCGAUCCGUACCUUGAUCUAUGAGGUGCUAAUGUGAAGCAUUGCAGACUGGAUAAUGGCCACUUACGCAUUGCUAGUUUCGGGCCCUUGCAUUCAAAGCCUGAUUCUGUGUAUCAAGUUGUCAAUUUGCAUAAUACGUUUUAGAUGCCAGUUAAGUAUCUGCCACGUGUUCCUGGUAUAUGGGAGGAGGGAAACGUGGUCUGGUCUGGUCCCUGUAGUUACACUACAUACCUGGUUCUUGCGAGAGCAGCAUGUGAUACACCAUUGUAUUCAUGUUUUGGGUUGUCACUAUGACAACAUCCGUGUAAUGGAUUUUAGCAAAGUCUGAUGGGAGCAGAUAAAAACUUCAGGAUGUGGUGUUCAAAGUAUAAUUUCUUCACUUCGUUUCAGCAAAGGUCCAUUGUGCUUACAUUGCUAUCUGUCUCUGCUGACCUGGGGUAUUUGCAACUGAAUGUGGGGCUGUAAUUGGUGCUGAAAACCGUUUUAGUGAAUAAAUCAAAUGAGGAUUGUAUGAUAUUGGAUUAAGUGCAAUUUCAUCUUUUGGCACUUUAUUACACAGUCCUCUGUGGAAUGCUCCAGUGUGCUUAAUCAAAGACUCUUUGGGAGAAAAGCCAUCUAAUCUGAGUGUAUCCAGCACCUCCAGGGAAGAUUUAUAAUGUUGACAAGAGGAAGAAUCCAUUCAACCUGUUGUUUACUUGCUUGGAGCCAAUGUACAGUCUUUGUUUUUUUUGUAUAUAGUGCAACCUUUCCUCUGGUAUCUCACCCAAGAGCUCUGUCUCUUGAGCCCAUGUGGGAUGUAUCAGCCGUUGUUCAGCCAAAAGCACAACAGCCGAGCUUUAUUCCAUCCUAGGACUUUCCUGGGAGUACGGUGCUCAGUUAGUGAUCAGCAGGAGAAAUCUGACCCAAGUCUCCCCACCCCCCAAAACCCUCAUGGAACAAAUUAAUUGAAGCCUUUGCUGCGCUGACUGAGAUCAGUUAUUUGUCGAAACUACACACACAGCUUGGCUUAGGCUUAUGUCUCUGACACGUAACAACAGGUUCUUUAUCCACUGGAAGAGGCAAGUAAGUUGCUGUAAUGUAACCCUUGCUUGUUUGCUGCAGGGAUCAUGUUUGGCCAUUAACUCAUUGCUGCCCUAGAUGAUAUGGAUUAAAUGUGUGCUCACUGCAGACAUCCAUUGUUAAACAUUAAUCACACUGGUUUUGAUCUAACAGGCUUUAUUUUGGUGUGCAGUGAUUGUAGUUUUAGGCAGUGUGCGUCAGUGAACGCUGGUCACCUCUGUAUUUAGGGACGCAGUUCUGAAUUCUGUGGCUUAAAGGUAGUGGUUUAGCUGUUGCGUGCUGAUCUUUUUGUUGUUCUGUCCCAUCAGAUUCAAGAUUUGUUGAUCAUGGAGCACAACCUGCGUUUGUUUACUUCAGUUGACAGUAUUUCUAGAUGUAUGUGCCAGUGGGCUGUAUAAAGUAUUAGUUCAUGCUGCUUAGAAAGUGCAAAGCACCGAUUUUAGUUUGAGAAGAGAGAUCCAGUUGUUAAAGGCUGCCAAAGAUUUUUGUUUUGUUCAGUCUGAUUGAAGUCAAUUGGGGUGGAAAGUGGAGCGUAUGGUCAUAAAUUUCAAAAGGGUUGUGCCUCUGUGUGGUUCCUCUGUACACAACUUGUCAAACGUAGACUCUGCAGUAUUUUGUUUGUAACCUAGCUGUCUGGAGAUAGGUAGGUAGGCCACUCAUUGGCCCUCAACUAAACUGUUCACUGCAAACCUGAUUUUCCAGUUCCACCCUGCAGGGACGCAUGGAACUAACAGCUUCAAAAAGCUGUUAAUGUAAAAUUCCACCUUGCACGUUGCCUCUCUCUUUUUUUAAAUUAUUCCAGUCAAUUCAUUAUCUCUGAUAUUUUAUUCUUCUGAAGGUUUGAUGUGGUGUAACUAAGAGCCCACCCACCCCCCUCCCCCCAUCAUUUUAAACUUAUUACCUGGCAGCUUGGUUGAGUGUAGCUGCCAUGUUUUUUUAAAAGUAGUUAGUUCAGAUACUGUACAUCCGGCUGAAGCAGGAAUCUCUCUUUUUUUUAAAUUCCUCAUGUUUUGAUUUUUUUUUUAAAAGAACACAAUGCAUCCUUGGAAUUACACAAGCUGAGCGUGUUUGUGUGGUGUUGUUUUCUCGGUUAUUAACCGAGGAGUUUUGUCCCAGCUUUCGACUGGUCUCCAAGGUGUAAUUUCAAGGCUACUGCAUUUAUUGUUGGAAGGAGAAACCAUCUUAUGUUGAAGAAACAAUUUGUUUUUAAUUUAAAGUUUUCAAAUUUUUGAAUGUCCAUUUACCCUGUAAAUGGCACUUUUAAUAUUUAUAUUGUGCGAUUUUUGUCAGUUUUCUGUUCAUUAAUGAAUACAUAGCUGAGUGCUUUCUUAGAACUGUAGAAUGUUUUUGUUUACA